This is a messenger RNA of Lottia gigantea (owl limpet), 897 nucleotides long. RefSeq lists its product as hypothetical. Gene Ontology annotation, molecular function: phospholipid binding; protein domain specific binding. The record is from RefSeq and is a predicted model, not a curated record. Bases 1 to 897 code for a protein of 298 amino acids. The transcript has 6 exons. Gene Ontology annotation, biological process: intracellular protein transport; regulation of Arp2/3 complex-mediated actin nucleation. Gene Ontology annotation, cellular component: trans-Golgi network membrane. Lineage: Eukaryota; Metazoa; Mollusca; Gastropoda; Lottiidae.
AUGGCAGAAGACAGGACUCAGAGUCAAAUGUCCAAUGGAAAUACUGAUGAUACAUUUGAAAGAGAUUUGGAAGAAAUGCUGGAAGAUGGUCCAAAUAGUAAUACCAAUGACUUUGUUCCUAAAACCAUGACACAUUCGGCUCAUUCUAAAUUUGAAACUAUUAAAGAAUGGAGCUUGAAUACUUACAAAUGCACACGUCAAUUUCUGUCGGAACGUCUGGGAAAAGGAUCCAAAACAGUUGACGUGGAAAUGGAAGGACAGAUUGAAGCUUUAAGGGAUACACAGCGGAAAUACUCAAGAAUUCUAUUACUAGCCAGAGCAAUGACCAAUCAUUUUUAUCAUGUGGUUCAGACACAGCGUGCAAUGGGGGACACAUUCUCAGAAUUGGCCCAGAAAUCGCCGGAGUUGCAGGAAGAGUUUACCACCAAUUGUGAAUCUCAGCGAGCUUUGGUAAAAAAUGGAGAAACUCUUUUAGGCGCUUUAAAUUUUUUCACCUCUUCCAUCAACACAUUAUGUAAUAAAACAAUGGAGGAUACUUUACAGACUGUCAAACAUUAUGAAGUAGCAAGAUUAGAAUAUGAUGCAUAUAGAAGUGAUAUGGAUUACCUGUCUCAGUCCCCUAAAGAUUCCGCCAUGGUCCAGAAAUUAGAUGAUUCCAGAAGAAAAUUUGAAGAACACAAGUUAAAGUUUGAACGAUUAAGAGGAGAUGUAAACAUUAAACUGAAAUUUUUAGAAGAAAAUAAGGUUAAAGUCAUGCAUAAACAGUUACUAUUAUUUCAUAAUGCAAUAUCAGCUUAUUUUAGUGGCAAUGAAGCAGCUCUAGAGAAUACCCUGAAGCAGUUUAACAUUUCCCUUAAAAGACCCAAUGCUGAAAAGCCAUCCUGGAUCGAGCAAUAG